Peniophora sp. CBMAI 1063 is the source of this 2535-nucleotide messenger RNA. The record is from the annotation of a GenBank genome assembly. Lineage: Eukaryota; Fungi; Basidiomycota; Agaricomycetes; Russulales; Peniophoraceae.
AUGUUGUUCGCCAAAUACCUCGAUGAUGCUAUGAUUCCGGAAUGGAAACGUGCAUACAUUGACUAUCGUGGAUUGAAGGACAACAUCACGGCAAUUCGCGAAGCACAGGCUUCUCUGACUGCUUCUGUGGCUCCUGAUUGCAAGCCGCCAGGGGCGACUAAGCGCCCAACGCUGUUCUCCUUCGAGUCCAUCGCGUCAUGGAGCUCUGGAAGCACGAAACAGGCCGCGCCUGAGAUCCACCAGGACGAAGACAUCCGGAUGCCAGAACCCGCUCAUGUUCACUUCGCAGCCUCACCUGAGGUUGCGCCGAAAAAAGGAGCCGACUCAGCGACAUCGCCUCGCCUUGUCCCCGGCAGUCUUCGACUUCAGACGUCCAUCACGCCCGCAAUCUCGACAUCUCAUCGCACACCUCUCACACCCAGCCGUUUGUUUGCGGGUGUCCGAUUCGGUCACGGGUCGAGCGAAGCAGGACCUUCGCAUUCGCUUCACACGCCGACCACCCCUAGUCGGUUAGCGGCUCAUUUCCUUUGGAGGGCUGGUUCGACACUGUAUCGCGCAGCGUCGCGUGCUUCCACUCAGGCGCACACUCCCGCUCCUCCUCUGCCAUUGUCUGCAUAUCUCUCAGAUUUAACACCGCUUCAGCGCAAAUACGUCGACAAGCUCGACUAUGAACUCGAGAAAGUCGAGAAGUUCUAUGCAGCUCGGGAACGUGAGACCUGUGCUCAAGCGGCCAAGCUGCAUCAGCAACUUAUAUCCUUCUCGGCUCACCGUGACGUAUACGAUGCUCAAAAGACUGGUGACGAUCAUCUCGGGUGGCUUGACGCCGCGCGUCGUCAUCUCGAGAGUCUCCUUCCGUCCAUCAUCCGUCCUGCAUUGCACCACGACUCCGCAGCCAAGAGUACUGGUACUGCCCCCACGAUCAUAGUGGACGACGCCGACGAGAAACCUGCCCCGGACCCGAAGGCUAACGAGCGUCGCGUUGUCGUGCGAGCGCAAUCGGCCGAGAAAUUCGCCCCGAACGACUAUGAUCGUGCACGGAAGAAGCUUCGGCGGGCGCUGAGCGAGCAUUAUCGGUUCCUUGAGGCUCUCAACAACUACCGAAUUCUCAACCUCCUCGGCUUCCGUAAGGCCUUGAAGAAGUUCGAAAAGACGACCAAGAUACCACUUCAGACCCCGUACCUACAAGAGAAGGUGGCAUUGUACACCUUCGCUCAAGGCUACGACGUCCAGCGGCUAUUGAAAAUCGCCGAGGAACAAUUUGCCAUCCACUUCUCUGAAGGAAACACGAAGGCCGCGCUCAUCCAACUUCGGCGACGAUCUCCUCGCCCCAACCUCCAUACGAGCGUCUUCGUCACAGGAGCGUUGCUAGGUCUAUCGGUGCCAGCAUUGGCUUCAGGCGUCUGGAAAAGUUUCCAGCCUGACAUCCGCGCGGCCAUCCCCGGCUGGGAUGCCCUACUCUUCAUAUAUGGCAUCAUGUUCGUUCCUUUGCUGCUCGUGCUGCUUGUGGGUAUCAAUCUCGCGGCUUGGACAUGGACGAGGAUCAACUACGUCUUCAUCUUUGGCCUGGACGCCCGGAACAUACCAAACUUCAAGAAGUACUUUGAACUCCCUGCUCUCCUUAUCACCACGCUAUGCUACGCCUUUUGGCUUUCAUUCACUCGGACCGGACAAAGGGUCAUGCCGCCACAAGCUUGGCCAGUAGCCUGGCUUUUGCUCUCACUCGUCAUCCUCGUGAACCCAUUGCCCAUCCUCGAGCGUUCAAGCCGGUUCUGGUUGAUUCGUAACGUGGCCCGGCUAGCCACGAGCGGCGCCCACCACGUCCGGUUCACGGACUUCUGGCUCGGCGAUCAGUUCACCUCGCUCAUCUUCCCACUCAGCAACCUCUACUUCGUAGGAUGCUCCUAUGCUGUCGGGUUUGAGAAUGAUCCCAUGGCGGCUUGCUCUCGCCCGAGGGCUUGGGGCGUCCCUUUCCUCAUUGGCACGCUACCUCUGGUAGCGCGGUUCGUGCAGAGUGUCCGCCGAUGGGUUGACUCCAGGCAGCUCACACAUCUCAUGAACGCCGGGAAGUACGCCUCCGGCGUGCUCUACUACCUCAUGUACUACUGGUGGCGAUACGAAGGCGCUGGGCGCGGGCUAAGCUUUGUAUUCUUCUGCCUCGCCGGCGCAAUGUACGUGGUGUAUGCCACGACCUGGGACUUCCUCAUGGACUGGUCCGUACUCAAGCCGCACGCCCGGUAUCCUCUACUGAGGAACGAGGUGUUGUACCUCCGUGUCAUCCCGGCUUACUACUUUGCGCUGGUAUCAAACAUCGUGAUACGUCUCGGCUGGCUAUUCUACAUCCCUGUGAGCGGACCCAGCUUCGCAUUGCGCACCUGGAUUGUCGCCAUGGCCGAGGUGUUCCGCCGAUGGCAGUGGAACUUUUAUCGUCUGGAGAACGAGCAUAUCGGUAACUGCGACCAGUACCGCUUCCAGCGCGAGAUUCCUUUGUUCUACCCGCGGGAGGACUCGCCUGCACCGGCGCCCAAAGCCGGGUGA